Leguminivora glycinivorella is the source of this 2272-nucleotide messenger RNA. RefSeq names its product protein CNPPD1. Gene Ontology annotation, biological process: regulation of cyclin-dependent protein serine/threonine kinase activity. Lineage: Eukaryota; Metazoa; Arthropoda; Insecta; Lepidoptera; Tortricidae. Gene Ontology annotation, cellular component: nucleus; cyclin-dependent protein kinase holoenzyme complex. The record is from RefSeq and is a predicted model, not a curated record. The transcript is spliced from 6 exons. Gene Ontology annotation, molecular function: cyclin-dependent protein serine/threonine kinase regulator activity; protein kinase binding. Bases 99 to 1229 code for a protein of 376 amino acids.
ACCGCUGGAUUGUGCAUAUUUUAAUUGUAUAACGUGCUCAUUUCAUGUUCAUAUUCCAUUUUUUCUAAUUAUUUAAGGUCAUCAUUAGCGAGAAAGCAAUGUCCAACAUAUCAAAGAGGAGGCGGGAAGGGUCGCGGUCCAAGAUCAAGAGUAUGGGAGACCACAAAGAGUUUCUGAACCGCAUCACAAAAACUCUCUACUAUGGUGAACUGCCCUCGCUACCGUGUCUGAGUCUCCCCGUCACUGAGGUAUCCUGCGCGCUGUGGUCCGCUGCCCAGCAGGGUCGCUCGCUGCGGCGUCUGCACGUGAACGAGACCGCUCGGUUCGCGUACUACGCUGGCGUCUCGCCGUGCGCGCUUGUAUUAGCUCUGGUGUACUUGGAGCGGCUGCGACACCGCAACCCUGAGUACGUCGCGGCCGCAGCGCCGUCUGACCUCUUCCUCGCGUCGCCCGCGUGCCGCUUGCACAUGGUUGGAAACAAAUUCCUUCAAGACGACGGUGUGGACGCGGAAACUCGAGUGUCUGAGUGGGCGGCCGCGGCCGGGAUCGAACCCGCGGACCUCAAGCGGCUCGAGAUAGACUUCCUGGAUGCUAUUGAAUGGAACGUAUACGUAAACGACGAGAGCUUCGAAUCGGGGCUGUCCUGGCUGGAGAGCCAAGUGGCGCUCAAGCAGGCGAAGGAACGAGGGUUCUUCACAUACAGCGACUUGGCGGCCGCCGGCGGAGACGCCGGCGCAGCAGUAGCGGGUCGCCUGGCCGCCGCCGUCGCCCUGGCGUACGUGGCCGCGCUCGGCGCCCUCGUCGCCUCCGCGCUGCUCGUCUCCUACACCCUGCCGCUGCUGCACCUCACGCACACCGCCCUGCUGGCCGCUACACAGCCGCCCUGCGCACGCACACACGCGCACCCGCCGAGCCCGCCGCACGAGCCGACCUUCAACACUACCGUCGAGUUCUCCGCCCCGCCGCGCUGCUGCACGGAUUGGCUCAACUACCACGCCACUCUCGACUCCCCACCCGCAUACCCGAUGGACUACCGGCCCUGGUUCGACAUCGAGACUGACUUCACCUGGUACCGCAGCUCCCUAGUAGAUCCCCUUCAGAGAUGGCUCGAGAGACUCGACGAGUACGCCGAUGAGUAUAUCUUUAAGUCUAAGCCCGAGCCGCGGUGCGUGCGCCAGUGGCUGAAUCUUAGCAGAUUAGGUGGCCUAGCCGUCGUGUCGGACCGGUAAUGUAGUACUUAAAACUCGGUUAUGAGAAACUCUACUCUUUUUGGUUUGCCAAUACGUCCUUUCGAAUGAGCCAUCGACAAAAAUAUCACUUACAUGUACCUUACUCAUGUCAAUACUUGAUAUUGAGACCUUCAUAAUUUAAGGCGUUUUUAGCAUCCAAUCGGGGAACCACGUGUUUCUACAUAUAACUGGGAAAAAUAAUAAAUCGCUCACGCUUGUCUUUUCUUUGCAUUAUUUAUAAGUAAUCGCUCAAUAGGAUUUGAUUGUUGAACAAAGCAAUAAUUGUUUCUUGUUUAAUUUUGUUUGUACGUGAGCCUCCUUUUACGUUUGACGUGGAGCCAUUGUAAAAACACUUGUUGGGUCGACCUCAGCCUGUUUAAUUUUGGUGCCCUGUUACAUACAUAUUGUAUGGAUUCUUUAAAUGGUUGACACUGAAAGUCUAUGAGAAUAUUACAAAAUAUAUGACAACUCAUGUGAAUUGAUCUAGCACGGAUUUGAUAGAAGUAGGUAUUUUGUACAGAAUGUAUUAGCUGCCCCUUCCUAAUAAUUUGGACUGUCGCCAUCACUUAUAUCGGAGCGGUCAAGGUGCUCACAAAUAUUUGAACACGCCUCUAUUGUCAAGAUUGUUAAGGCGUGUUCACGUUCAGAUAUUUUUGCGAUUCGACAACACUAGUCUGCCGAGUGUUACCAAACAUGCAAAAUUCAUCAUAGGUACCUACUCCUUGCGAUCAUUUACAAAAUAAAUAGGUACCUACAGUACCUAAUUUAUAACUGCAAACAAGUGCGGAUCCAGCUUCGUGCCGGGGGGGGGGGAGGUCAUGACUCCCAUGUCCCCCUGGAUCCGCGCAUGACUGCAAAGUGAUCUUAAAACUGUCCAUUGCAUUAGUUACCAAAUUUCACCAAAUUGUAUGGAAUAUUUUGUAAGAGUUUUGAGAUAGUUCGUGAUUGUAGAUAAUCUUGACAAAUUGUAAAUAACGUAAUAUUUUUGUAUGUCGUCAUUGGUGGUGUUACUGCAAACUAAAAAAUAAACUACUUCUGCAUUA